AUGGCCGACUUCCCGCCGAGAUCGACUUCUGCUUUCGGUCAAUUCUGGCCAACGUCUGAUUGCUAUCCAUCUUCGACGCAUUUACUGGCCCUCCUCACUCUUUCGAAAUUACAACGGCACAACGCGUCUAUUUAUCUUGUUACCAGAUAUUUCCGAUCUGAGUGUCGCCUGCUCAUCACGACACUUGUUUCCCACAGCUAUUACUCGCGUAAGACUCUGAGCAAAGUACACAAACUUACUUCCACUACCGGCCUGAUGUCGCGUUCCGACCACGAAAGGAGCAUUGAACAACAGCAGAACCAUUUUGUGCUUCUGGUAGAGCGACUGCGCUGCUACGGGCGUCGUUGCUCCUUUCCCGCAUGUUGUGAAUCAGCUCACACGCGUCAGAAUGGAUCUCCCCAGCCAAAUGACCUCCUCGCACAAACCAAGGCAAACGACGAGGCUAUUGCUCGUCUGCAUCAAGCAUGUACGACACUGGGAGUCUCUGACCACGUCGAGGAAUUUGCGCAACAUCUCUUUCGGGAUUUCUUCAUGCCUGUCACCCCCGAGGUCGUCGGCGUGAUGGAGAGGGCAGGUAUCGCAGCUUGUAUCUGGACCUCUUGUUCCGAACACAAUCCCGACAUCAGUAAAGACCAGGUUUGCCUCGCCGUCAACAUCGGGAUGGAGGGGAUGGAGCCUCUGCAGUAUUCUCUCGAGAAGGUGCAGGCGUCCUAUGCCAAAUCCAGAAAUCGGUAUUUCAAGCGCAAACUUCGUGCCAGGUCAGUAGCAAGAGGUGCCGUCUAUGACCACGCCACCAGACGAAGGAGGAGGUUGUGUGGCAGAGAUGUGACUGGGGAGCUGAGAGCGCAGAUCUUCAUUCUGGCUAGUCGGUUGUGA
Fonsecaea nubica is the source of this 876-nucleotide messenger RNA. RefSeq lists its product as hypothetical. The record is from RefSeq and is a predicted model, not a curated record. The transcript is spliced from 4 exons. The coding region runs from base 1 to 876 and encodes 291 amino acids. Lineage: Eukaryota; Fungi; Ascomycota; Eurotiomycetes; Chaetothyriales; Herpotrichiellaceae.